UCGAAGCUGUCCUCUGCAAAGCCAAACAGGGGCUGGUUAAACCAGAGCCAUGCACACAAACACAAGCAAGCAGGACACUGCUCAGCUCCAGCUCGGCUGGAAUUGUCACAGGACACCAAGGGAGCCAGAGGCAGUUUGGGUAAAUCCCCCAGUACGGGCUGGAGAACCCAGUCCCUGACUCAGUGCUGCCUCUGUGGCUCUCCAGUGAGGCAGCAGGUGCUGAAGCACAUCCAGAGACAAGACAGUUUCAAAACACAGCCCCAGAGAUGCAAAUUCACCAGCCAGAAACAGCUGCUUUAGGCCAGGUUGAGUUUUAAGAUUUAACAGUGCAAACUGAAACUUCAAAAGAAUCCCACUAAUGCAGGUGGCCCUGGGUCACGGGAUUGAACAGGGCAUAUUUUUGCCUGCCUUCCUUCUAAGUUCCAGCUAUUAUUAAUGCACAGUGAAACUCAUCUUUACCAUCCAAGUUUCUUUCAGGAUUUGGCAGCCAGCGGUACUCAGCCCCUUCUGGAAGGUUCCACUCCAGCCUCUCCUCUGCAGUAGCACCUUUUGUGAUCUGGAGGCAGAAAACAAGGAAAGAUUUGUGGUCUGACAGUGUCGGAGGAGCCGCCAGUGCUUUUGGAAAGGCUGUGACUCAGAGAAGUUUGUACUGCAGCAGAAACGAGAUAGGCUGCUGUCCCCUUCCUGUUUCCUCUGGAAAACUGUGGAGCCAACCCAAGAGGAAGAAAGAAGAAUGUCCCAAAAGCAGCUGAAAGAAGCCUUUAUCAGCAACCUGAACGGAACUAGUUUGCUGGAAAUUUCCGUGGGCUUGUCCGUGCCUCCCCUGUGCCUGCUCUGCAGAGGGCUCCUCCUGAUUCUGUACCACCUGCACUAUGGGAAACCUGUAAGUUCAAGGAAAUGCAGCCUGCUGCUGGACUUCCUGGUGCUUGUGUCUCCUCUGCUGUUCUCCUGCACCAUCUUGUCUCCAGUCCUCUCUUUCGUGCCAGUUAUCCUCGCUGCCUUCUGCGCCGGAAUAUUUUCCAAAAUAUGCAGCCGGAGAAAACAGGAGAGCAGAGUGCCCUUUGGGCAAAUUGUAAAAGAGUUCCAGCAGACGUGCUUGGAUCCCGAGUACAUUCCAGCAAUAACCGUGUUCCGUGUCUACGUCAACGUGAUGACAGCCAUCAGCAUUUUAGCCGUGGAUUUCCCGCAGUACCCCCGGCGAUACGCCAAGGCCGAGACCUACGGCACGGGAGCCAUGGAUCUGGGGGUGGGAGCUUUCGUCUUUGGCAACGCUCUCGUUUGUCCUGAGGUUCGACACAAGUCUCAUGUGACACAACCCAAGUUUUCCAGCCUGGCCAGGCAGCUCUUUUCCGUUUGGCCCUUGGUUUCCCUCGGCGUCGGGCGGCUGCUGAGCGUUAAAUCCAUAGAUUACCACGAGCACACGUCGGAGUACGGAGUGCACUGGAAUUUCUUCUUUACCUUGGCUUCCGUGAGACUUGCAGCAUCCCUGCUUUUAGCCAUAUUUCCUAAAAAUAAGUCUUGGAUCGUGGCUCUAACUCUGGCUGCACUACAUCAGCUCAUUCUCAACACUACCUCUCUGAAGACAUUCCUCCUGCACGGGAGCAGCGGCGGGGACAGCAGGGUUGGAUUUCUGGAUGCCAACAGGGAGGGGCUGCUCUCUCUCGUUGGGUACGUGGCCACUUACCUGGCGAGUGUCCAGGUGGGGCUGUGGCUGCUGCAGUGCAGGAGCUCAGUGAAGGGCUGGCUCGGGGCACUGAGAGUUCUGGCCCUGACGGUUCUGGUGCUGUUCGUGUCCCUCCACGUGUCCCAGGCGCACGCGGACCCCGUGUCCCGCCGGAUGGCCAACCUCUCCUUCUGCCUCUGGGUCGUCGCCCACUGCCUGAUGUUAUUUAUCUUCUUCGUAGCCACUGAUCUCACCCUGGUGUUCACAAAGCUGCUGGUGAAGGGCUCCAGGGUGCCCUGCAGCUGGAGUGUUGUGAAGCCCCCUAAUUCCAACAAAAAGCUGGGAACGGCGGCUGUACCGGCGGGAAGGGAGGAUGAGCUUUGCCUGAUCAGUGCUAUCAACAAAAACCAGCUGCUGUUUUUCUUGCUGGCCAAUGUCAUGACCGGUGCUGUGAAUAUCCUGGUAGAUACAAUCCACAGCAAGGCUGCCUUUGCACUGUGCAUAUUGCACUUGUAUAUGUUUGUCAACUGUUUAAUUAUGUCCAUAUUGCACGCCAAAAAUAUAGUAUUAAAGUUUUGGUGAUUCCACUCUGGAGUGGACUGGUUGGACUGCGCUGUAGCUGAAUGGUGGUAUAUGGAAAAAUUAAUAUUUUUCCUGCAUGUAUUACAAAAAUUAGUGUUUUUCCUCCCUUUUCCUAUAUUGCAAUAAUUUAUAAUUUAGUAUAGAUUUUUAUUAUUUAGUAUUGAUUAUUUUUUAAUGGUCCUCGUUACCAGAUUAUACAGUCAAUGCUGUUACCUGCUGGAAGUUGUUACACAUUUUCCUGAAAACUUAGUUUUUGAGAUUGCUGAAUAUUCCUGCUGCUCCUAGGAGUAAAUUGUAUUUACAGUUAGUGAACUGUGCUCAUACCUAAGGGCUGGUGGAAUUAGAUAACGAUGUAUGGAGGAAAAGCCAGAUGAAAAAUAAGAAAAUGAGUAAUUAUAUAUAUAGAGAGGCUUAGCUGUGUCAAGAUUUAUGUAGUUAAGGCCCUUGAAUAAAUAAUAAAUAAGAAUAAUUCUUUAUACAAAAUGUAUUGAAUAAGUGGAUACUUAAAAAUGUUUUUGGCCCCAGUCCUGCAAAGAUUUAUGCAUAUGCUUGACUUUGAUGGUAGUAAUUGUAUGUGGAAUGUUAAUCACAUACCGAAAUCUAAAUUAGCCUUUGAAUUAAAGCUAAAUUUUAUUUCCAUUCUCACUGAUGAAUACAAAUGAAGACCCUGGAUAAAGUGUGAUGCUCUGAAGGAUAAACUCUACUGCACAUGAAUUCAUAAAGCAGUUGUUGGAGGUUGUGGUGCAAAUAAUAAGAGCAGCACAGCCUUUUAUAAGAAAAUACAAAGAUCCCAAACUCAUUCACCCCCCACCUGCAGGACCAGCACGUUGUGACAGCUCAUCUUUAGGAACUCUGUAAAAUAGGGACUUCAGCUUUCAAAGUACUCAGGGCCCACCUACUUGUCUGUGAAAUGACUUGAAACAGCAGCUCACUGAAUACUGUAUUUUGACAGCAGAGAUGUCUUCCAGGGGGAUAUUUGGUAUUAAUUUUUAUUAGCAAACAAACAGGGUGCAGAUGGAAAGAAGGGCGAUGCAGUGGUAGGGCCUUGACAAGGGAUGUGCUCAGGUUCUCUCUCUCUCAGUCUUCCUGGAAGGCCAGAGCAGAACCCCCUCUUUGUGACAGUUCUUCCUGAUCUCAUGAGGUUGCCGAGAAGAGAAAUAUAUUUAAAGAUCGUGAGGAAUUCAAUAAUGGGAUAUAAAUACUUUAGAACACAAAUGGUAGUUGGUGAUAGAUGGCUGAUGUCAGUCCAGCUACAGCAGUGCACAAGGGCCAUAUUUCAUAUUUCUCCUCUCUAUCAGUUGUGAUGAAUCAUAAAACCUUUGGAGAUUGAGCUUCUAAAUCAGAUUCCUUAAGGCAGCCAUGCUGUGGAAGAUUCCUAAACUUGUGAGGUUCUCUUAGCCCCUGGCCAACAGAAGGGUGAACUCUGAGGAUUAAAAGCUGUGGCCAUGCUGAGUUCCUGCUGUUUGCUUCCAAGUGAAAUCCAAGUAGUCUCCAGAAUUAAAGAAAUCCAGCCUGGUUUAUCCUGGAGACAAAUGCAAUAAUUGGCAACAAUGUCUUAGAAACAGUUGUGUGUUUACAGCAGUUUUCUGGUAACUGGUGGAUGUAUUUAUUUUAAAGCACUUUCUAGCCUUGCCUGGGGAAGAAAGGCCUCCCUCGUGAACAGAACAGCACUACUCAUUUAUGCAAAAUUACUCAUGGAUGUUAAUUUUUGAAAUAUUUCAAGCCCAGGACUUGCAGUGAGUUCUGCCUGUGAGCACAAGCCUAUGGGUGUGAUUCAGAACCAAGGCAUGAACUGGGUGUGACAGGCAGAGCUGUGUCUGCACAAGCACAAGCUGCCCAGGUGCCAAGUGCACUGGGUGAAGCAGAAAUGCCGUGGGAGGUCUGGGCUGUCUGGGCAGAGCCCUGGGAGCUCCACACAGGUGGGUUUGCAGCACAGCCAGCAAACCAAGGGCAUCUGGUUGUGCCUGGGAGGGUCAGGUUGGACAUCAGGAGGAAUUUCUUCAUGGAAAA
Neopelma chrysocephalum (saffron-crested tyrant-manakin) is the source of this 4255-nucleotide messenger RNA. RefSeq names its product phosphatidylinositol glycan anchor biosynthesis class W (gene PIGW). The coding region runs from base 734 to 2245 and encodes 503 amino acids. The record is from RefSeq and is a predicted model, not a curated record. Lineage: Eukaryota; Metazoa; Chordata; Aves; Passeriformes; Pipridae. Gene Ontology annotation, molecular function: glucosaminyl-phosphatidylinositol O-acyltransferase activity. Gene Ontology annotation, biological process: protein localization to plasma membrane; GPI anchor biosynthetic process. Gene Ontology annotation, cellular component: endoplasmic reticulum; membrane. The transcript is spliced from 3 exons.